AUGAAAGAAGAAAUUGCUGCCACGGUUGUGUUCAUCACAAUGCUGGUUAAAAAGCACAGAAAGCUGACCAAACAGAAAAUAGAAAAAUUUGCAGCCAAGCUCACCACCAUAUUAUUUGCAAAGUAUAAAAAUCACUGGUAUACAGAGAAUCCCAUGAAAGGACAAGCAUUCAGAUGCAUAAGGAUAAAUGUGCAUCAGUAUAUAGACUCUGUCUUGGAGCAAGCGUGUGCAGAGAGUGCCGUGGACUUCAAUGACCUUGGCUUACCAAAAGAAAUGACCAUAUGGGUAGAUCCGUUUGAAGUGUGCUGCAGGUAUGGGGAGAAAAACAGUCCUUUCACAAUUGCGAGCUUCAUGGGAAAAGAAGAUCCUAAUGUAUCCAAACGCAUUAGCAGUGCUGUUGAAAAGGCAACCUCUGACUAUCACUCUGGCACGUCCUCAGAUGAGGAGACCAGUAAAGAACCAAGGACCAUUCCUACAGUGAGCAAUCCCAACAGUGUAUACCAGUCUCAAGACUACAUUCCUGCAAUCCAAGCUUGGUCCCAGUUUCCCCGUAGAAAGAAUUACUCAAGUGAUGGAUACCAUCAGCAUCAGGCUGCUGGAUAUUAUCCUCAACAAAGAAGCUACAAACCCUUCAGGCAGUCUGCUUUUUCAGGUCCUAGGAUUGACCGAUACCACUGGGUGAAUGCAAAGCGAUAA
Spea bombifrons (plains spadefoot toad) is the source of this 696-nucleotide messenger RNA. RefSeq names its product BTG anti-proliferation factor 4 (gene BTG4). The coding region runs from base 1 to 696 and encodes 231 amino acids. The transcript has 4 exons. The record is from RefSeq and is a predicted model, not a curated record. Gene Ontology annotation, biological process: negative regulation of mitotic cell cycle; negative regulation of cell population proliferation. NCBI's taxonomy places the organism in Eukaryota, Metazoa, Chordata, Amphibia, Anura, Pelobatidae. Gene Ontology annotation, cellular component: nucleus; cytoplasm.